Molecule: messenger RNA, 903 nt
Organism: Lodderomyces oxycetoniae
Lineage: Eukaryota; Fungi; Ascomycota; Pichiomycetes; Serinales; Debaryomycetaceae
Product: nicotinate-nucleotide diphosphorylase (carboxylating)
Exons: 1
Coding region: 1-903 (300 amino acids)
Biological process (GO): quinolinate catabolic process; NAD+ biosynthetic process
Cellular component (GO): cytoplasm
Molecular function (GO): nicotinate-nucleotide diphosphorylase (carboxylating) activity
Source: RefSeq, a predicted model, not a curated record
AUGGCAUCUGAAUACGUUAAUCUUUUACCAAAAGAUGGGAAAUGGAGACAACAAAUUACUGAUUUUCUAAGUGAAGAUGUUCCUUCCUUUGAUUUUGGUGGGUUUGUAGUUGGAUCGAAACCAGAAACAGCUUUCUUAUACAUGAAACAAGAGGGUUUAAUUUGUGGUGUUCCAUUUGCAGCAGAAGUAUUUAGACAAUGCGAGUUACAAGUGAAAUGGCAUUUUGACGAGAAGACAUAUAUACAUCAGAACGAGCUUGACCAAAGUAAUGGUAAAAUUGUAGUUGCUACUGUUACUGGAGCAGCUAAGAAUAUACUAUUAGCCGAAAGAACGGCUUUGAAUUUAUUAGCUAGAGCCUCCGGUAUUGCUACACAGUCAUAUAUUACUAAGAAGCUUGCUGGUGAAAAUGGGUACACCGGAGUAAUUGCUGGUACUCGGAAAACUACUCCGGGAUUAAGGUUGCUUGAGAAAUACGCAAUGCUUGUUGGAGGAGUCGACACUCACAGGUACGAUUUGAGCUCAAUGGUUAUGUUGAAAGACAAUCAUAUUUCCUCAACAGGUAGCAUUACACACGCGGUACACAAAGCAAGAUCAGUUUGUGGAUUUGCCGUGAAAGUAGAGGUUGAAGUUAGUUCUGAAAAAGAUGCUAGAGAAGCCAUUGAGGCUGGCGCCGAUGUGAUAAUGUUGGAUAAUUUCAGAGGAGAUGAAUUGAGAAAAGUUGCUCAAAGUUUGAAACAAUAUUACAGUGGCUGUAACAAAGCCUUUUUGUUGGAGUGUUCUGGUGGCCUUACUUUAAAGAAUUUGAGCAGUUAUCUCUGUAAUGACAUUGACAUCUAUUCAACUUCAUCAAUUCAUCAAGGAACAGGCAUUAUCGAUUUUUCAUUAAAAAUUCUUGCAAACUAA